GUCCCUAUAAACGGUCAUGUUGACCUGAAGACCAGUCUGACCCCUCCUCUGAUUACCCAUACUGCUGCCACCCCCAUGCCCGUGCCCAAGCUGCCCGCUGUGGGUGACCCUGCCCUGGGCUACGAGUCCCGACGCGGCAGCAAUGUCUCCAUGGACCUAACCUCUUACGACAAGUCUCCGGUUAGUAUACUGUAGUACUACACUAUUACACUAUUACACUAUCAAACUACUGUGUCCUCCCAGCGGCUGGAACCCAUGUAUUAGGCUCUUUGCCCUCUCUCUGCCCCUAGAACAACUAAGACUGUAGAUAUUCAGACUAAUCCAGGGAUGGGCAACUGGCGGCCCCCCUUUUGAAGGCCCUAGAAUCAAUUUCCCCCUCAUGAUUAGUUUUUGUUUUUGUUUUUUGGGGCCCAACCCCCAUCAAAGUUGUCCAUCCCUGGUCUAACCUGUCUGGAUGAUAUUCAAUGUGACAGCUAUGAUGAUUAAUGAUGAUUAAUAUGACCUGUCAUCAGCUUAACUCUCUGGGCACUUACUGAUGCCGUAGCCAAACCCACUGUGCCAUAGCUACACUUACUGUUGGCAGUUAUGACUGAUGCCAGCCACAUUGAUAACUGGUGCCAGCUAUAGUAAUGACCACUGAGCAUUGAGGAUAAUCUGAUAAUUAAGGCAAAAACCUGUAGUAACAACAUCUAAAGUUCCAUAUACUGUAGUUUUCCAUAUACUAAAGUUGCCCAAAUGUUACAAAGGUUCCCUAAAAAGGGGAUUUUGUUCACUUAUUUUUUGUGUUCAUACCUUCUCUCUUUCUCUCCCCUCUCCCCCAUCCAUCUCGCUCUCUCUCCAGACCAGUGCCCGUAGCACCUCCCCUUACGCCCCAUGGAGCUCUGCCAGUGGCUGGACCAGCCGUCGAUCAAGCUGGAACAGCUUAGGCCGUGCCCCCUCGCUCAAACGAACAAAGCUUCAAUCUGGCGAACGGCGGUCGCUCCUCUCCGGAGAGAGAGGGUCCAGUUCGGAGGAUGAGGAGGGGGGAGGAGGGGGGACAUCGGAGGGGGACGAUGUGUCCCUGUGUCGUACUGACUCCAUGUCCCAGUCCCAGCCCAGACACAGGAGGAUGGAGUCUGUGGAGACCAGGGGGUCCAUAGACCUGGCCCCCGACACACUGCUACAGGUGAACACACACUCACACACACACACCUGGGGAUCUAGAGACUGGCCCCCCUAAACACUGCUACAUGUGCUCUAAUUUUGUUGUGAUCAUAUAGGUAGUCCAUUUUAGGAAGUUGUCACUGGAUAGAACAGCUUUCUUCAGUGUUUUAAAAUGCCUUCAAGUACCUAUGAAUGACUGUGUUAACCAUGUUUGUAAAACUCUAGGUGCCCUACCUGUAUCGCUCAGCCAGUAUGCACAGCUCCAGACCCCCCUCGCUAGGAGGUCUGAGAGCCCAAGAACACAGUGACUGUAAUGGGAAGGGUACUUCGACCCCUGGCGGGGCCCUGGCCCAUACACAGCUCUCCCUGGAGGACAACACAGAGGACGACGCGGCAGAGGAGGAGGUGGUUGUGGGUCCUUUUGCCAGGCUGUUACGCUGGCUGGACAGGAAACAGCCAGAGUGGUGUCGACAGAGAGAUACCUGGUCCCUGUACAUAUUACCCCCAGACUCCAGGUUAGACACACACGCACAUGCACCCAUGCACGCAUACACACACAUACACUGAUGAAAGUGAUAUAAUUACAGAAUGUGCUCAUCCUUACCCAUCUGUGCAUGCAUGUCUAACAGUACCCUUGCUGUGCCCCAGUUGCAGUGGGCAGUAGGGUUUGUCCUGUUCUAUGGGUGA
Molecule: messenger RNA, 1830 nt
Organism: Coregonus sp. 'balchen'
Lineage: Eukaryota; Metazoa; Chordata; Actinopteri; Salmoniformes; Salmonidae
Source: the annotation of a GenBank genome assembly